Molecule: messenger RNA, 344 nt
Organism: Staurois parvus
Lineage: Eukaryota; Metazoa; Chordata; Amphibia; Anura; Ranidae
Source: the annotation of a GenBank genome assembly
ACUGAUAGACGGCACUGACUGGCAUCACUGCUGGGCAUUGACUGGCUGCACUGACUGGCACAACCCCUGGGCACUGACUGGUGGCACUGACUGGCAGCACUGGUGGGUGGCACUGGUGGAUGGCACUGGUGUGUGACACUGCAGAGUGGCACAGGUGGGUGCACUGCUGGGAACAGGUGGGCGGAGCUUGCGGGUGGAACUGCUGGGCACCGAUCAUCAGGGCACUGAUCAUCAGUGCCCUGAUGAUCGGUGCCGAUCCCCGCUCUGACAACUGCCGGUUCUCGGCAGUACUUUCCUCACGAUCUGACAGCGUGAGGAAAGUGCAGCCGAGAACCGGCACUUGC